This is a messenger RNA of Gopherus flavomarginatus (Mexican gopher tortoise), 8475 nucleotides long. RefSeq names its product unk zinc finger (gene UNK). Gene Ontology annotation, molecular function: metal ion binding; mRNA CDS binding. Gene Ontology annotation, biological process: cell morphogenesis involved in neuron differentiation. The transcript is spliced from 17 exons. The coding region runs from base 54 to 2531 and encodes 825 amino acids. The record is from RefSeq and is a predicted model, not a curated record. NCBI's taxonomy places the organism in Eukaryota, Metazoa, Chordata, Testudines, Testudinidae.
AUAAUAAAGUCUCCUCGGCGGUAGCGGCGGCGGAGGGACCGGAAGGCAGGAACAUGUCGAAGGGCCCAGUGGCGAGCGGCCCCCCUGCGGCCGGGCCGACGGCCCCCGCCAGCGCGCUGCAGGCGCAGCCCGAGAAACCGCAGCACUACACCUACCUGAAGGAGUUCCGCACUGAGCAGUGCCCCCUUUUUGUGCAGCACAAAUGCACUCAGCACCGGCCCUAUACUUGCUUCCAUUGGCACUUUGUCAACCAGCGUCGUCGCAGAUCUAUCCGCCGUCGGGAUGGCACCUUUAACUACAGCCCUGACAUUUACUGUACCAAAUAUGAUGAGACCACAGGAAUCUGCCCAGAAGGAGAUGAGUGUCCAUUCUUGCAUAGAACUACUGGUGACACAGAGAGGAGAUAUCAUCUGCGCUACUACAAAACUGGAAUCUGCAUCCAUGAGACUGACUCCAAAGGAAAUUGCACAAAGAACGGCCUCCACUGCGCAUUUGCUCAUGGGCCUCAUGACCUACGUUCUCCUGUUUACGACAUCAGGGAGCUUCAGGCUAUGGAGGCUUUGCAGAAUGGUCAGACCACAUCAGAGGGUGGCAUAGAGGGUCAAUCUGCAGUCGCUGCUAGCCAUGCUAUGAUAGAGAAAAUACUCAGUGAGGAGCCAAGGUGGCAAGACACAACGUACGUGCUGGGAAACUACAAGACAGAGCAAUGCAAGAAACCCCCCCGUCUCUGUCGCCAGGGUUACGCCUGUCCCUACUAUCACAACAGCAAAGAUAGAAGAAGAAGCCCAAGAAAACACAAAUACAGAUCUUCACCAUGCCCCAGUGUGAAACAUGGAGACGAGUGGGGUGACCCCAGUAAGUGUGAGAAUGGGGACACGUGCCAGUACUGCCACACUCGCACAGAGCAGCAGUUUCACCCAGAGAUCUACAAAUCCACCAAGUGCAACGACAUGCAGCAAUCUGGCAGCUGUCCUCGGGGACCCUUCUGUGCCUUUGCACAUGUAGAACAGCCUCCACUCAAUGAAGAUUUACAGCCAUCCUCAGCUGUAUCCAGCCCAACGCAAACAGGCCCUGUGAUGUAUAUGCCAUCAGCUGCUGGUGAUUCUGUUCCAGUGAGCCCUUCCAGUCCACAUGCCCCGGACCUUAGCAAUGUGUGGAGUAAACCAGGAACUCUGCCAACUAGCCCCACCUCCGCCACAAUUCUUUGUAGGAACAGCAGUCUCGGAAGUCCAUCUAAUAUAUGUGGGUCCCCUCCUGGUGCCAUUGGGAAACAACACAGCUUGGAGAGCAUUGGUUUUCCCACAGACUCAGUAACGGCAGCGAGCAGCUACAAGAAGGCACCAGGGUUUGAGCGGGAGGAUCAGGUGGGAGCUGAGUAUCUGAAGAGCUUCAAAUGCCAGCAGGCGAAAAUAAAAUCCCAUUCACUGGAAUACAGGAGCCAGGAGCAGCCUCUGUUACAGCCCAAACAGGACAUACUGGGGAUUCUUCCAGUGGGCAGCCCUUUGACUUCCAGCAUCUCUUCCAGUAUCACCUCCAGUCUGGCAGCAACACCACCAAGCCCUGCUGGCACCAGCAGCAUCCCAGGCAUGAACGCCAAUGCCCUUCCCUUCUACCCUACCAGUGACACAGUGGAGUCUGUUAUAGAAUCUGCCUUGGAUGACCUGGACCUGAACGAAUUCGGAGUGGCUGCCCUGGAGAAGACAUUUGACAGCAGCACGGUGCCCCACACGAGUGGCAUCAUGAUAGGUGGGAGUUUGCUGCAAAGUUCUGCUCCUGUAAAUAUCCCUGGGUCCCUUGGAAGUUCUGCCUCUUUUCACUCUGCCUCUCCUUCUCCACCGGUCAGCCUAUCAUCGCAUUUCCUCCAUCAGCCCCAGGGACACUUAAGCCAAUCAGAAAACACAUUCUUGGGGACAUCAGCUUCUCAUGGAUCAUUAGGUUUAAAUGGGAUGAACAGCAGCAUAUGGGAGCACUUUGCUUCUGGGAGUUUUUCGCCCAGUACCUCACCUGCGUUUCUGUCAGGUCCAGGUGCUGCUGAGCUAACGAGACUGCGACAAGAACUGGAUGAAGCCAACAGCACAAUUAAGCAGUGGGAGGAGUCCUGGAAACAAGCCAAACAGGCAUGUGAUGCUUGGAAGAAGGAAGCAGAGGAAGCGAAUGAUCGUGCCAGCACAGCCAACAUGGAAUGCGAGCUGGCCCGGGAGCAGAGGGAAGCCCUGGAGCUGCAAGUGAAGAAACUCCAGGAGGAGCUGGAGAGGAUCCAUGCUGGCCAGGACCCCCAGCUCCUGCGCUCAUUCUCUGAUUUAGAGACCCUCUCACUCUCUACACUGUACACCCUACAAAAACAGCUGCGCGCCAACCUGGAGAGAGUCGACAAGGCAGUAUUUCAGAUGCAAUCAGUGAAAUGUCUUAAGUGUCAGGAGGAGAACCGGGUGGUGUUACAGUGCCAACAUGCCGUGCUGUGUGAAAUGUGUGCCGAGGAGGGCGAAUGCCCCAUCUGCCAUCCCAACAGGCCACACACUCUCCAAUCGUGACCCUUCACGGACACUUGGUUUCUCAUAUCACAUAGAACUUUUUAACUUUAUAUAUAUAUAUAUAUAUAUACAUAUAUAUAUAUAAAAACAAAAAUUAGUUGCAGAGCACUUUUUAAUAUUUUACAUCCCCCAUCUAAACUGCCCCUCUCCUACUCCCCACUAAUUCUAACCGUUUAGGAACUUUGAGAGCUGUUUUUAAUACAGCGCAAAGGGCCAUUUGCGAAGAGUCUGUGUUUUUCCUCUUUUCUAUUUAGAAUAUAACAAAUUUUUGACUAUUUUGGGGGUUUUGGAGCUGGGGAGAGGGGCCUCCAGGUGCUUUCCAGAGUGAGGGUUGGACUCAUGGCAGAGGAAGGAGAUGAAUUCCCAUUGCUCAAUCAUGCCUUCAAACCUUCACUCUUUUACUGGCCCAGCUUGUUAAAGCCAUCCCCACUGACAGAAGCCCUGUUGGGUGUCUGCUGGGUUAGAGCUUUGCUCACUCAGAUGCUUGCUGAUCUCUGAAUACACAAGAACUUUGCCUGUCCAUUUAAACAACAAAGUUCACUUUUUAGAAGGUUUUUUUACACAAUUUGUAUAUUUGUAAGAAAACAAGAAAAGGGAAAAAAUACUGAAUUUAAAGCAACUCAGGCCAGGCCAGGCCAGUGGCUAGUGUACGUUAUAGGUAUGUUUGGGGGUCCUGGGUUUGAGAGUCCCUAGAAAUACUGCCCAGACCGCAAGGUAAGGCUAAUCCAUAGAAGGGAGGUGGAACCACAGGUUCUGUCUGUCCCCCUGGUGGCGUCUUGUCGAGAUGUAUUUCAGCUUCAGGUUGGAUGGUAGUCUGGGGACUUGCUUCAUAAUUGCUGAUGCAUGUGGAAGAGAUUCCAGUUGGUGAGUGAGAAUGUCAGGUUGGGAGAUGAGCUGUGAGGUGAUGACCCUACUUGAACUGGCCAGAUAUUUCCUGUGUCACUGCCUCAAGGAUAACAGGGUUCGCACAACUCUGUGCGUUCCAUGAUUUUCUGGUGGGUGAAGGUGAAGCCUGAGCUUCUCCUGGGUUCUGAGGCAGGGAUCAGAACCCAGAAAGUUUGUAAUUUUUCUCUGCCAGUGCAUCUGGUUAAUAUUUAGCACUUUUCAGUAAUGAAUUCUCAGAAGAUCUCUGUGAGGGGCUCUCCUUCCAUGGGUAGAGCCGUUGCUGUGCCAUGGUAAACACAGGUAUCCACACCAACCCACUUAUUUCUGUGUCACUCUUGGGUUGUUCAGCCCAAACAGGCAGGCAGUUCGCAUGACAAUGAUAAAUGCUCCGUCUGCUGUUCCCCAGCUGCACUCUUGCUACAGGUGCCACUAGUACUGUUGCUGUUGACGCAGCAUUAUGCCAGUGGCAACAAAAUAAUUUCCAUCAUGGAGCAAAUCACUGCUCCAUCUAUUCCAGCCUUGAACAGUGGCCAAUGCCAGAGGCUGCAGAGACAGGUGUAGGUUAUUUCUUCCUGAUCACAGCUGACCGCUUUAUGCCCUGAAGCAUGAUAUUUGAUAACACUUGUGACUUUUAAACUUAGCUAGUGUAACUGCAGAUACUGUUCUUAUUCACAUACAUAACACUGAUUUGAAACUUUACUAAAGCUAGUUUGCUCAGUAAUGUCCAGUGGCAAAGGAUUCCACGGGGUAAUUAUACAGUUACUGGGACAAGAUACCAUGUCAAUUGAGAAAGGAAAAGAACUUUAAUUUCAACUGGACAUUGAAAAUCCUCAAACCACCAACCAUUGUGUACAAACAUUCCUGGUGACUUGGUGGAAUUAGCAAUAGUGUCUAACCUGCAGGUGUCUAGCAGCCAGCAGCCGGACCUGGGGAGUGUAACAAGAAAGAUGUGGUGCCACCAAACUUGAUCUCCUUCUGAUAAUGGGGACAGAAGGGAAAGGAGGUACCCGGGUCCCAUGAACACACUUCCUUUUCCAAGACAUUCCUUUUCCUUGUUGCAAGGAAAAUCUUCCGGUGUCCUUGGGCUCUCUCUCAGUCUCGCACUUCCUGCUGUGCAGGUUCAUCUCUUGGACACACAGCUUCCUGCAAAGUCUGGCUGGAUCCUUCUAGGGGAUCUGACCUGCUGUGAGCACCAUGGAUCUUUACCUCCCAGCACCAUCAGCAGGGGAGCUCAUGCUACUUUCUACUUGUUCACUUGGGCUGGCAUUGCAAUUUACUCCUAGGUUAGUAUGGUGGGGAAGGAGAGAGGGGGGAACCUCCAGAUUAGCCCUACACCAGCAACAAAUGUUCAAGUUCAUUGUUUCCCUCCAGGAAAAACAAAAUGCCACUGGUCAGGACCCUGUCUAGUAGCUGAGCUUUUCUACAACCAUUUCCUAAGGGUAAAUUGACUUCUAAUUUCAGGGGAGGCAAUAACCUGCUGGGUUCCCAACCAACUGGCCAACCAGGUCAUUAAUUUGUUUGUAUUCUCUUUCGCCGUACGGGGCAGGCAGGUUGUGGGGCACUGGGUCUCACAGCUCUAAACCGGCACUGCAAACAGGCUGAUGUUAAUGGGGCAAACUCCGCUCUCAGGUACAAAUGCAUGGCUCACAGUAUGUGCAUAUCUGAGGCCUGAGUUUGACACUGUUUUAUUAUUACCCAUUUGUGGCUCAACCCUGCAGUAUCUGCAGCGGCAAAACUCCCAUCAGAGUCUCUCUUUCUCUCUUAAGCAUUUUUUAAUGCACCUACUGUAGGCAGCCUCUAGACACUAUAACCCACAUUGAACAGUAUCUGUUCUGUCUGAAAGAACAGUAACCUCCAUGUCUGGGAGUUUUACCUGCAUUAAAAGCUGCAGGAUUGGGCCUCCAAUCCUAUCAGUGACUCCUGGUUCUGGGUGUUUUGGGCUAGUUUACCCACCUUCCCCAGCCUGGAAGUGCACUGGAAACCCCAGCAGCCCAUGGUUGUUAAUAGGAACAAUUAAACUGUUACCAGAGACUUUCAAAGUAUUUCGUAUUUAAUGCAAGGAAAUAAUUAGAUUUGCUUCCAUGAUUCCAUCCUUCCUCUGCAGGGAAAGGGUUAAUAUGCAUUCCCAGAUGAUCUCUAAGUGCAGCUCUGUGUAGUUGUUUCUCCUCCCCCUCCCCCCAUUAACUUGUUUUUGGUAAAAAUGCUUUUUUCAUGUGUAUUUUAUUGCAACUAGCAUCAAUUUUUUAAUUCUUUUCUGUAUGGAGCGAUACUGCUGGGUGACUAUUGUGGCUAUGUUGUUUGGUUAUAGCCUUUGAAUGUCUGUGCCAUGAGGUGGGGCUGGUCUCAAAGGCCUGCAAACCUGCCUCAGUUUGAUCUUAAGGAAAGAUCAUUUGUUAAAAUGUAUGAAAAUUCUUUUUUAAAAACAAAUGAAAAACCACAAAAAAAAGGGGGAAGGAAAAACCCAGUGAAAAUGAAAUUUACUAAACUGUUUUGGUAACUAAUGGAAAAAUAAUAGGAAAUAAACUCUUGAAUCGGGUCUGUAAUAUUUAUAAGCUCUGAAGCUGAUCAGCCCACGUGGCUGCUGGAUGGAAAUUAGUUUGUAAUGUUUGUUUUUGUUAACAUUAUGGUUUAUUACUCUCCUUCCUUCCUUUCUGUAGGAUUGUCCAUUGUGACCCCAUGCUCUUUGGACAAAUCGGUUUGUCCAGAGAACUGGCUGCAUUAAUUGCAACUGAUUCCCACAGGGGAAGUUCUGUGGAUGUGUUCCCCUCUCCUCCCAAAGUGACAUUGACCCAUGAUCAGCAUACUCAUGUCUGUCCCAUUAGGAUUUGGUAAUUCCUCAGUAACGCAGAACUAGCUGGUCAUGCUGCGGGGAUCAGACUUUUCCCCAUUGGCAGAUUGCUUAGCCAAGUGGGGUCCAAGAGAAAUUCCAACCUGGAGAACUACAUCGUUUGCCUUCUGAGCAAAACACAGUUUCUCUGUAUCCUGAAGGACCAAAGAAUCCAAAUUGGAAAGAAUCUAAAUCGUCCCCCUCCCUGCCCUCAAAUCCUGAUUCUUCUGUGCCCCACACCAAUCAUAGCAGAACAGGUUGAUUAGCACCAGGUGUGAAUUGUGAUGCUCCUCCCCAACACAGUGUAUUUUGACUCUCUCUUUGUACAAAUACAGUGUCUUUUUCUCUCCUUCCUCUGGUCCUUCAACAAAGGCUUUUAAAAUCUAGGUUUCUAUGAAUUUUUAAUUGCUGCUCUUUCAAAACAUGAACUAUCUGAAAUGUGAAUGAUUUCUUUUGCUCCAGAUGGAACAGAGAAAGUGAUCUUUGUGCAUUUGACAAAUAAUGUCGGGGCCCUUUUCUUGCUAGAAAUUAAAAAUAAAAUAAGAGUGAGUGGGGGGUGGGGGCAAAAAAAAGGGCAAAGACUCUGACUCUCUCUAGCAGCUGUUGACUUGACAUUACCUGAGCCAGGUGGUACUUGCAUGGAGCCACUAUGCUGCUCUUAAAGCAACAGAACUCUGUGGUCAGCUUUUGUGUGUUAUAAAAGGGGGCCUGCUGAAAUAUCGGUGCUAAUGCAUCCAGCCCCUCUAAGGUAUUGUCACAUGCUGUGUGUUUUGGAGCAGAAAAGUCCAUAGUGUAAUGAAUGGAAUAAUUAAAUCAGACCAAGGGGGCCCUUCUAAGGACUGAGUCACAGUAAAAGAAAAAAAGUCUUAGUCAAAGUGGACAAUUUCCAGCCCUUCUGAAUUAGCAGCACAGUUGGCUGAUGCUAAAUAGCUAGGGCAUGUCUGGGAACACCCCCCAUAGCUUCCACCCCUCCACACAGAAUCCUUAUUGGAUAAGUAGCAUUGGAAGCGUUCAUUAGAAACGCUGCCCUCAGUGACUAAUUCUGCCUGCUUGGCAGUUUCCUAGCCAUGAUUUGAGGGAAGGGAGUAUUAAUUGUAUUGUGAAACCACAGUAUUCUUAAAGGUCAAUAAACUUGUACUUUAUUAUGAAAAAUAUACAAGUCUGUCCACUUGAAACAGAUGAAUUAGAGCAACAAUAUUCUACAUACAUACUUACCUAUAUAUAUAUAUAUAUAUAAAUGCUAGAAAAUCUUCGUAGAGAAUAGCUAUGAGCCUGAGCAUUUCUCCAUGUUUGGGAGGCUACAGUGCAUUUACAUACCAUGCUUAGCUCAUCUCCUGACCAUAUGGAUACCCAGCCAAACCCAAACUGUGGCAGAGAGGGGUAUGUGACAUAGUAGUCAGGUGAUAUGGGGAAAUGGCCCAACCAGGGAGCACAUUUUAUCUCCCCCCAAAGGGAUUUCUGCAGCUGUUCUCAUACAGAAGGGGUUUAUACUUUUCAUACAUCUCCAAAGCUUAAUCUGAGCCACUAGCAAGGGCUUGCACAGUUCAGACAAUGAAGAGAAUUUCUCACCAUGUGAGGAAGAGUUUAACGCUGAAUGGAUUCAGUAAUUCAUUGGUGUUCCACUAGACACAGUUCAUCCUCUUGUUCUCUCUUCCUCCUCCCAGAAGGCAGAAUAUUCUUACCAGUGUUUUCCUCCAAGAUUAUAAUAAUCCCUGGAACACUGCAAACCGAAAAUAGAUGUUACUGGUGUCAAGAAAAGUAUUGCAAAAGUGAAGUAUUCCUGCGAAUUAGUGACUGUGGAUCAAAGAUAUCUAUGGGGCUUCCCCACUCUGUAGCUUCCGAUGUUAAAAUAAAUGCGUUAAACAAUACACACUACAGUAGAUCUGGUGGCAGUUCUUGACCAAUCUCUCUCUUGGCCUUCCCGGAGAAGGAGCAUUGGGAAGGAGCAUCCCUCAGUCUGUGUAGGCGGUGGCAGAAUGGUCAUCUGUGCUGUGUACAAUGUGUUGUUGAGUCCAUGUAUAGACUGUGAUUUCAGCUGUCGUUCUUUCUCGUAUUCUGUAAAUACGUGUUUUGGAUGUCGGAAACCUGGUUUAGACUCUUUUUCUCGGCAGAGUGAAUUUGCAUGUGGGGCUGGAAGGAAUGCAAUCUGUGUCAGAGUUUCCAAGGGCAGGAUGGAUUUUCUAGAGGACAAUAAAUUUUUAUUUUUUUGCUAAUAAAAAAAAAAAAACCCAA